Molecule: messenger RNA, 818 nt
Organism: Mus pahari (shrew mouse)
Lineage: Eukaryota; Metazoa; Chordata; Mammalia; Rodentia; Muridae
Gene: Ifnk
Product: interferon kappa
Exons: 2
Coding region: 14-613 (199 amino acids)
Biological process (GO): B cell differentiation; response to exogenous dsRNA; T cell activation involved in immune response
Cellular component (GO): extracellular region
Molecular function (GO): cytokine activity; type I interferon receptor binding
Source: RefSeq, a predicted model, not a curated record
ACCAGGGUUGAGAAUGACUUCAAAGUACUUAUGGCUAGUGGCCCUUGUGGCUCUAUCCAUUCCGCCCAUCCAGUCUCUGAACUGUGUUCACCUGGAUGAUGCCAUCUUGCAAAAUGUGAAACUUCUGGGCAGUAUCAUGACCGGCUUUCCCUUAAGAUGUCUAAAAGAUAUCACGGAUUUCAAGUUUCCUAAAGAGAUUUUGCCAUACAUCCAGCAUAUGGAUAAGGAGAUAAACGCCAUCUCCUAUCGUAUAUCUGCUCUGGCACUAACUAUCUUCAAUCUUAAAGGCUCCAUCUCUCCGGUGGCAGAGGAACACUGGGAACGUAUCAGAUCGGGACUUUUUGAACAAGUGCGGCAAGCUCGAGAGUGUUUCAUGGACGAGGAGAAAGAGAACAGGGAGCAUCCUCCCUCCGAGGACUUACUGAUGGUCUACCUGGAAUUGAGCAAGUAUUUCUUAAGAAUCAAAAAGUUCUUGAUAAAUAAGAAAUACAGCUUCUGCGCGUGGAAGAUUGUCACGGUGGAGAUAAGAAGAUGUUUCACUAUAUUUUACAAGUCUAAAAAACUACUCAAAAUGAUAUCAGAAUCACCCACCUUCAAGCAAGAACUUAAAUAGAAGCUGCAACUGCUCAAAUGCCCCCAAGAACGCUUUAUUCUAAAGCCAUUACCAGGAUGCUGCUAAUUCGACCUUCGGCUGCAAGACUUUUCAAGUUUAGGGUACAAGGCAGUGAGUCAAAGAAAGUCUUAUAUUAAGCAACAGACAAAUUUCAGUGGAAAAGUUAGCAGAAAUGUUAACUUAUAAUAAAACUGAAGUUGUAGAU